GCAAUGGAGAGAGGGUUCCAUGGCGGGGAUGAGGUUGUCUUGAUGCAUGAGGUCAGUCGGCAGCUGCUCGCCCAAGGCUCACCCAAGACGCACCUCCGACGCGGGGCGCCACAAGCCACAGCAUUCGCGGAGCUCCAUCUGGCCAAUCUCCAGAAACCACGCAGAUACGCAAGCACUCGACUUAACUGCCUCGAAGCUUUCACUCUCGGCGAACGACAUUGCAGACUCCAUUGCGCCUCUCGAAGGGCUACAGUCGGACAUUCGUCGACCACCGCUCACAUGCUCCGCAGGUAGGCAUAGACAAUGUCACGCCCAAGCGCGGACUCGGCGUCCCUGCUGUCGCAUACGACGUCGAGGUCGACCCGUGGCUUCAACUUUACGCUAGAGUACUUCUCCAAUAAGGACUUCAUUGUCAAGGACUUUAUCGAAGCCCUCUCCGACAGCGCCAUACCUGCCUCCCGCAAAUCCGGACCCAGCGCCGACCGAGCGCACUUCGACCCCAAACCGCUGAUCCGCUCGUUCGAACAUGCGUUGACGCGACUAAAUGGCUUAUCCGAAGAGCUCGAAGAGCGCGAGAACGAGCUCUCCGGAGCCGUGCGCCGCGCCGAAUCCCAGCACAAUCAGAACGUGGAAUCCCUGGGCCGGAGGCUAGAUCAGGCAAUCGACCAGUUCCAGCAAUUAGAUAGCUCGUUGAACGGGGGUGGUGCGGAGGACGUCGCCCCAGACGCUGGGGGUAACGUUGCUGUCCGGAUAGGAGAACGACUGGAAGAGCUGGAUAGACAACGGCAAAGAGCCCAGGAUGCAAGGUUCUUGAUCGAGUGCUGGCAGGAGGUCAGCCAACGGGGAACCCUUGACAUUCUUGAAGACAUGAAAAGACGCGGAGGUACGGUGCGCUGUGCCCAUAUCGCGCGGCAGCUCCUGAAGAUCAGCGCGCGUCUCGAUCCUGACGGGUCUCAGGCUGUGAACGGGAAUGGAAAUGCCCCCAACGGCGUGAAGAGGAGGCCACUCGGCGUGAAGCACAACACGAAAGAGAUUAUCGAAAAGUUUCUGGAGAAUCUCGAACAGGACUUGCUGUCUAACUUCGACGAGUACUACCGACGGCCAAACUAUGACGGAAUGCGGGAGUGUGCUGUUGCGUUGAAAGACUUCAAUGACGGUGCUAGCGUGAUUGCGACCUACGUGAACCAGCACUCGUUCUUUAUCGAUCGCAACCAGUUAAUCACGGAGGAGCUGACGGGUGAUGCGGAGACGUGGGAUCGUCUUCAGGACCCGGACGCGGAACCGCCAGGUGUGGAACCAAGUCUACAGUCGCUAGUCGACGAAGUGAAGAUUGUCGUGCAGGAAGAGUCGGCAAUCAUCAAGCGGGCGUUUCCCUACUACGAGGAGGUCCUGAUAAGAUUCCUGCAGAGGAUAUUCCAGCAGUCGAUCCAACAGCGACUGGAGAUGGUCCUGGAGAAAGCGAAUGAACUGUCGUCUCUCGCGUUUCUCCGUUCAUUGCAGGCAUCGAGGACCUACAUCACUACUCUAGUAGACGAUCUGAAAGCCCACGGCUUGACUGAACACCCCGAGCCUGUGACAUCUCAGAUUGCCGCGACUUUGGAUCAACAGCUGGAAGACCUGUUCGUGCCGUACUUUGUCGGUUCGUCCUACAUCGAGCGAGAGAAGAAGAACCUAGAGGAGCUCUAUUCCUCUUUACUCCUCAAGUACACAAUCUAUCAUUCCCGACGGCGGAAGAUGCCGACGACGUACUUUGCGUCACUCGCUCAGCGAGGCAAGGAACUCGCAGCCUCUGCACGAGAUGCAUAUAUGGAAAGGCUCGACAGCACAGAUCUACCACCUACCCAGAAGGCCAUGCUUCUCCGAAUUGCGGGUUUGAAAGAAGACCAGAGUGAGAAGAAGGAGAUCGAAGUCACGGAAGAAGACGGGAAACUAUCUCUCUCCACCGCAAAGCGUAUGCUAAAAUGGUUGGCAGAAGGCGUAGGGCGAGGCCUGGAGCUUUCGCCAAGCAGCGAAACACCAAAGGAUGUGCAGAAUCUCCUAAACCUCCUCCUAACACACAUGGGCGAGAUAUACCUCGAGACCGCCCUAGAUGCCGCGUCCGACCACGCCGCCUCGCAAGAAAACCUCAAAACACCCCCCGACCUAACACACCUCUCCUCCCUCCACACCAUAACCACAAUUCUGCACCUCCUCCAGCAAACCACCGGCACCAUUCUCCUCCCCCUCGCGACCCCGAAUCUCACUAUUCGUCGGGAGAUUGAGAAGUCCACAAACGCCACCAUGGCGACCCUAGAAUCGAAGCUUUCCAAUAUCCUCAACCUCACGCUUACUGCGACCCUAAACUGGGUCUCUAAAUGCCUCGCCCAGCAGAAGAAGACUGAUUUCCGGCCUCGAGACGAUAUGGACCUCAUGGCCGCGAGUAGCGAGACACCUGCUUGCCAGGCAGUCAGCCAGUUCCUAACCCGCGUCGCCACACAAUCCACAUCCGCCCUCAGCGGCCGCAACCUCUCUCUGUUCCUCUCCGAGCUCGCGCUCGGUCUGCGCUCCCUCGUCCUCGCGCACCUGCUCAAAUUCACCGUCUCCCAAUUCGGCGGCAUCACCGUCUCCAAAGACAUGAACCGCUACGCGGAAAUGGUGCGGCAGUGGCCGACGGGUGAGGAUCUGGUACCAGGUGCUAUGGAUGUCCUGGUCGACGUGAGCCAGCUUUUCGUAGUGGGCCCGGAGGCGCUAAGGGAGAGACUGAGGGGCGCGAGUGCGAGUGAUGCGGCGGAGUUGAAGCAGUUUAUUAUGAGGAGAGAGGAUGUGGGGAGUGUGGGCGUGCAGGCUGUGCUGAAUGCUAUGUAGGGUAGUAAUAUUAGGGCUUGUAGGGGUUAUAGAGGUUUGAGCGGGUCGCGGUAGGAUAGGA
Trematosphaeria pertusa is the source of this 2905-nucleotide messenger RNA. RefSeq names its product exocyst complex component Sec10. The record is from RefSeq and is a predicted model, not a curated record. The transcript is spliced from 3 exons. Gene Ontology annotation, biological process: Golgi to plasma membrane transport; exocytosis. Bases 304 to 2844 code for a protein of 846 amino acids. Gene Ontology annotation, cellular component: exocyst; cytoplasm. Lineage: Eukaryota; Fungi; Ascomycota; Dothideomycetes; Pleosporales; Trematosphaeriaceae.